Acanthosepion pharaonis is the source of this 1269-nucleotide messenger RNA. The record is from the annotation of a GenBank genome assembly. Lineage: Eukaryota; Metazoa; Mollusca; Cephalopoda; Sepiida; Sepiidae.
AUGGACUUGGACGAGCUUCAGUUAUUCUUUGAGAAUGGAAGAAGAUCUGGUGGAGGAAAAAUUGAGAAAGAAGCGGAAAGGGACACAUGCACAAAUCUUGUUGAAAUAACAUUUGCUUCAGAGGAAGUUGCCAAGCAUGUUGUGGAAAGAUCUCCUCUGACUUAUAAUAACUGCACAUUAGAAGUUUCUCUUAAGCAGCCACUAAAAACAGAUGAGUUGCCCAAGGAAAACACCCAGAAAUUUUCAGCUCAUUCUGAUCAAAGGACUAUUAUUGUUUAUGAUGUACCAAAGGCUUUACACUCUGAUGAGGUGAUGUUAUAUUUUGAAAAUAAGAGGAGUUCAAGAGGUGGAAAAAUCACAGAUUUUGAUUUUGAUAGGAAAAAUGGAAUUAAGAUUACAUUUGAUUCUUCAACUGUUGCAAGAAAUGUGAUUGAAAAGAAGAAUCAUGUGAUUGACAAUAACCCUGUGAAAGUUAGCAUGUAUGUACCUCCUGUGAUGGAAGAGAAAAAGGUGUUGAUUUGUGAUGUAAAUGAAAAUAUAUCUUCUGAUGCACUGAAAAAUUUUGUGGAAUCAAAAGUUAAUGUGGAUGUGCAACAUGUUGAAAAACUGAAACAUGGGAUUUGGUUGAUCAGUUUUCCUGACAAAAUUGAUUUUGAAGAAUUAAAACAGAUCUGCAAAUCUCAAUCAAAAAAGUACAUCAGUGAAACAUAUCCUAAAUUCAAAAAGUCCGAUAUUCAUUAUGUCAAAGGAAAAGACAACUCUGUUGCCGAUGCCCUAUCCAGAUUUGAUGUCAACACAGUGCAAGACAGUCCAUAUCAAUCAGGACCUGAUAGCAGAGGCCCAGGAAUGAGAAUGUUACCCUCCCUGGAAGUCCUAGCCAAAACAUCCCUGCAACUGAAAGAAUUUCCUCAAGUCGACCAAGCCCAGCAGCCAACCCAGCACCCAGCAGCAGUUGUUUCAAACAGUCUUUUCCAGGGAUACCUUCCGAAAGUCAUUCGAUCACCACUCUUCAAGGCUCCACUCACUUCACUCUUCGCUACUGUCCCUUCUCCAGCUCUCCUGCACUUCCAGCUCACUCCUGCAGCUUCCAGCACUCCUGCAGCUUCCAGCACUCCUGCCUCUCCUGCAGCUCUCCAGCAGCUUCCAGCUCCCUGCAGCUUCCAGCACCCCCUGCAGUUUCCAGACCCCUGCAUCCAGUGCCCAGCUGACGUCCAGCGCCCGCAGCUCGUCCGGACACACCUGCUGAUGACCUUAUCCAGUGCCCACUGA